GGCGACAUCGCUUUCAUGCGUCGGUAGGGUGCGUGGGCAAAUGGUGUACACUCUCUCCCUUUCCGAGAGUGAGCGCCCGCUCGCCGAGGCAUAUUGCUUCGUGAUGUCAAGCGUACGUGCUGAACACUACAGCGGCCCGCACACAUUUGUUGGAAGAGCGUCGGACGCAGAAAGGUGGCGACGAGGCAGCUUUGGCUCCUGACUGGCAACUAUCGAACGUAACAGUGGCGAUAGAUUAUACUACGGGAAGCAACACCCAACUGUGUGGUUUAUUCCGUCAUCAAGUUGGACGUACCGCAAGAGAGCGCGCCGGUGGAGGAGUGCACCCGCCGUCCAGCGAAAGGCCCGCGUGUUUUGACAGCUCGUGAAAACAUUCUUGUCACUUGGCUCUCGUGAGGGAAUUGCGGUUGACACGAAACUAUGGCCUCCACUACUCCUCCUGGAAGGGUACCAGAUCCAACGCAGCCGGCUCGACAAGAGCAAACUCCCUGUAACGCUGACGGUACUCUCCGACGUCCUGCGCAUGCGCAAGUACUCCUCGAACCCCGCUUCCAGGAAUUAUGGGAGCAGCUAGUCAUCGACAUAGUGGACCGACAAGCCUGGAAAGUGGAGAGUUUUGACAACCUCACUUCGCUGGAAUCGUACUGCGAGGACGUCCGACAUUACCCGGUCGAGAAUGAGCGAAUCCGCAUGAAGCAGCGAAGAGAAGCCGCCCUGAGGCUGAGAUCCAAUCCUGAGCGUUGGUCUCGGCUUGCCCUGGAUGCACUUAGAGAGUUGGCUGCGGAUUCGCCUGGCCCCGCAGUGGCUACCUUGGCGCAAUCCGGACUUCUAGGUGCAUUCAAAGACUUCGCUGUUCACACCCGCUAUUUUAAGGUCACAAAGAACAUCAUGGAAUCGGCUGGCGUCACGGUGUUCGUAGCGGGACACGCAUCCUCGUCUACGCACGACAUUGACAAGCUGGACCCCAUCAUGCUCGUCGGCUACAGCGAGCGCUGGGAGGACAGGAAAGACACGGCGCUCUGGCACACGUGUCUCGCGUCUCACUACUCGCUCAACACGCACCACCAACAGCACGAACUGUGGCACGCCGAGGACUCUGACGAUAAGGAACGGGAAUGCUGGAAAGCCCUUCCGGAGCUUCUCUGCGACAAGUCUUCCAGGUGCUUGCAGAAGGAGCUCAACGGAGUCGUGUCACCCGACAUGUGGACAGUGCAGACGCAGUUUUACUUGGGAAUGCCCGAAGUGUGGUUAGAUCGCGUGACGCGGAUGGCAGAGCAACUCGCCGAAAGAACGCCAUCCAGAGAGUCGAACGUCACAGUCACGUGAAUUUGCUAUUAAUUCGAAUAUAAAUAUCUUCAAGUCAA
This is a messenger RNA of Rhipicephalus sanguineus (brown dog tick), 1364 nucleotides long. RefSeq lists its product as uncharacterized. The transcript is spliced from 5 exons. Lineage: Eukaryota; Metazoa; Arthropoda; Arachnida; Ixodida; Ixodidae. Bases 421 to 1326 code for a protein of 301 amino acids. The record is from RefSeq and is a predicted model, not a curated record.